AUGUUCCUCAUGAACGCCCCUCCAGUGGUCCCGCUCCAGUCUAGGUGGGAGGCCUUUGGCCCGCCUGGAGGAUUCGGGUUCCCCACCCGAGCCUCGGUCAGCGCCGGAGUGCGCAUGAUCAUCAGCUCGCUGCCACGUGAGGAGCCUCUGCGGGGCAUGAGCGAUGGGCGUGCCACGCAGAGGGACCAGCGAGCAGAGCCAGGGCGUGACGCCAGGCUGGGGGCCGGCCCUGCCAUGCACAGGGAGCAGCCUGUGUUUGUUACCUGUGGCCUUGCUGCUGACGGUGGCCCUCUGGGGCGGGAGGAAGUGGUGCACCUUGACCCCUCGGUGCUGGACUCGGACAGCGAUGACUCCGUCGACCGGGGCAUCGAGGAGGCCAUCCAGGAGUACCUGAGGGCCAAGAGCGGGGCUCCCCAGCCCAGCCCCUCAGCACCUCCUCCCUGGCCCACCCCGUCUCCCCUCAGCCCUCGCACACGGGCCGCCAGCUCCAUCAGCACCCCUGGCAGCUCUGCAGGGGCCGGCCAGGGCUCCACCUCCCCAGGCAGCGUGAGCAGUGAGGACUCCUUCGAGCAGAGCAUCCGGGCAGAAAUCGAGCAGUUUCUGCAUGACAAGAGACAACACGAGAACAAAAAAGGUGCGGGGCCUGUAGACGGGAAAACAGAGCCCGGUGACAGUGCUGCCACCAGACUUAAACCCUGCAGGGAGCCUCCCCCCAGGACGGCGCCCAGGCAGGACCCCGCAGGAGCCUGCAAGGAGUUUAUCUUCCGGAAGCAUCCCCGGUUGGCGAAGGCGAACACUCAGCCCAAGGCCGCGGAGCCCGACAGCCCCAGCCGCACGAGGCUGGCCGUGCCCAGGCCAGAGGCGGCGCAGCAGCGGGGCAGGGCCAGGAGGAACGCCAGUGCUGUCCGCAGGGGCAGGCGACCUCGGAGUGUGGCCUCUGUGCCAGAGGCCCCGGACUCCAGCAGCGAUGACGGCAUUGAGGAGGCCAUCCAGCUGUACCAGCUGGAGAAGACCAGGAAGGAAGCCAGCGGGGACCCACCGCCCAGAGCCCCGCUCAGAGAGGAGAGGGGGCCCAACACCCCUGCCAGCGGUGUGGGCAACACCCCGCCGAGUCCAGUGCUGGAGGCCCACGGGAGGACCCCAAGCAAGAAGAAGCCAGCAGCCCCCAAGGCCGUAGGUGUGCCGGGGGGCCUCGACCCCGAUCACCCCUCCAAAGCCCCCACAUCUCCAGGACACGCAGCCAGCAGGAGCGAGUCUGCAGAGCAGGCCUCGUGCCAGGCGGAGGCAUCCGCCGAGCUGAUGUGUGCAGAGGCGAUCCUGGACAUCUCCAAGACCAUCCUGCCGGCUCCCGGGCAGGGCGGCGACCCGCUUUUCCCCAGGGGCCCACUCUUCUGUGCCCCAGCCACCCCGGCCCACUCUGGUGGCGACAGCAGCGCAGUGGACAGCGACGACAGCAUAGAGCAGGAGAUCCGGACGUUUCUGGCUCUCAAGGCACAGGUGGGGAAUCCACAGCCUGCCCAGCACCCGCCGUCACCACCGGGCCCCAGAGCCCGGGCUGGCCCCACCACAACCCUUCUCUCUAAACCUCCUGAGCAGCCUGCGGGCUGCAAAAGGAAGCGGAGAGGUGGAGGGGGCAGCGCCCCACGGCCAACCACACCCAAGAAAACCAGGGACCCAGUAGACAGCACCCAGAGUGGCAGCCACAGCCAGACGGUGGUUGAGCCUGGCUGCGAAGGGCAGGACUCGGCCAGCCAGGCCAAAGCCAGCAAGGCCCCAGCAGGGCAGAGCGAGGCCAAGAGCCAGUCUGUCCCCUCCAGGACAGUUGGGCUCAUUGAUUCGCACGCGGCUCCAGGCUUUGGGAACCCCAGGAAGGCAGACAAGGGUGGAAGCGUCAGAGAGAAAGAGAGUUCUGAGGACAAGAGUAGCUCGCUAGACAGUGAUGAGGACCUGGACACGGCCAUCAAGGACCUGUUACGAUCCAAGCAGAAGUUGAAGAAGAGGUGCAGAGACCCCCAGGCUGUGGGCAAGAAGAAGGUCAGGUUUAGCACCACGGAGACACAUUUUGUGGAUAAGCAUUGUGGGCUCCCCAGAGACUGGGCAGGCGGGAACCCACAAGUGCUGAGGAGCUGUCUGUCCAAGUCCAGAGGACCCAGCGGGGUGGGUCUGGGGCCACCAACGUCACGAGCCUUCAGCAGCGCAGCAGAGAGAACCAAGGCUGGCAGCUCGGGGGCCAAGGCUGCAGCGCUGGCUUUCCAGGCAGGAAGGACCCCCCACAGGACCAUGCCUUCCUGGGACAUGGGAGCCAGCCUCGGCCCUCCCUCAGCCUCCAACCCCAGCUCCCUGUCCGAGGACAGCUCAGUGGACAGUGAUGAUAGCAUCGAGCUGGAGAUCAGGAAGUUUUUGGCAGAAAAGGCCAAGGAGUGUGUGAGCACUUGCGUUCAGGCAGGGAGUCAUGCUGCUCUGGGACCAGGGGGCCUGGCCAGGCCAGAGGUGCUAUGCAGGAAAGAGCCGGCACCGCAGCCUGGGAUACGAACCCGGAGCCAGAGAGCCAGGGCGGGCCCUCUGCUGACUGCAGGAGGCUGGGGCACGGAGCGGGCUGGGGCAGAGAGUGCCGCCAGCCUAGUUGUCCAGGGUGGAAAGGGAGCCUCGCAUGCAGAGCAGGCCGCCCGCCCACCGGCUGCCCUGGGCAGGUGUGAGGCAGCACUGCCCAGAGGUGGCAGUGGGAACGCCUCUGCCAGGACGCCCUCCGGGGGCAAGAGGAGCACUGGUGCCCACAGAGACCAGAGCCCGCGAGGGGCCGAGCCGGCCGCUGCCGAAAGUGCUUUCGGCCAGCUGCCUAGCUGUGCCAGAAUGACCACCGAGGCUGCGGGCACCGGGAGCAUCUUUCACCUGAACUAUGGCAGCGGGACGUUGCUGACCCCCAGCCCAGGACCCCAGGCUGACCUCACCCUCCCCUGGAGUGACUUUGCCCACCAGAGCAGGCUUUCCAGCCCCUGGACACUGAGCGCAGAAGGUCGGGGCUCCCCGUGGACAGGUGACCCCGGGAGCUUGAAAGGGAAGGGGGCAGAGGGGCCCACGAGGGGCCGGAGUGGCUGCAGCCCGGGCCCCCGGAAGAGCCUGCCCUUCACCAGCUUCCCUCCUCGGCUCUCCACCCAGAUGGUCCACUUUGGAAAGAGCAUUUCCUGGGGGGGCAGGCAGGCCGGCCUCUUCAGUCCCCACCUGGGCCUGCCUCUGCAGAGCCCAGCCUUCUCGGCCUUCAGGGAGACCCAGGUCGGCCACAGCCCUGUGUUCGGGAGCCCGUACUUGCUCACGAAGGACAGCGGGCCCCGGCCAAACAGGAGGGCACAGGGAGAGCUCCGCCUGCACUGCAGAAGCCUGGGCUCCGGGGAGGACAUCUCAGACCUGAGGUACGGCCACCUCGCGGGCGACGGGGACCAGCAGGACCUGGAGGCCCUGGGCAGCGAUGCCAGCGAGUACAGCGACACCUCCGUGGAGGACACUGGCGGCGGCGCAGCGGUAACGGGCAAAGUCCUCAAGCUGUGAUGGGAGCCCCGGAUCUUGUCACUUCGGUGGGAAGCGGCGCCACCAUGCGUGUGCGUGUUUGCACAAGUCUGCGCCUAGGUGGGAAAGUGGCUGGUGGUGAAAGAGCGGAAACCAGAGAGUCCUUUCUAGUAGCCCCGUAUGUAUGUGUGUUAACUUGAAAUUACGUUUUUAUUUAACAGAUGUGUCCUGAUAAAGAUAGGUUUUGUAGCUUUUUGUAAAUUAUUUCAAGUGUUGUUAAAAAAAAAUAUUUUUGGCCAAUACUGUGGUUGCGUUUUGUAGGGCAUCCCUAACCGCAGGCUUCUGUGGUCUGCUCAGGCGGCGAGGCGGAUGAGCUUUGCUGAUGAGCUUUGGCGCUCUCUUUCCCAGCCACAGCCAGACGCUUGGGCCAGCGCCUCCCGGCCACCUGCUAGCACACAAGCUGGGGCUUGGGGAAAGUGGCACUGGCCUGCUCGGAGCCUGCCGUCCUGUGCUGUGCCCAGAAGCUGGCAGGAGUUGCAAAGAACCCCAGGUCCCCAGGGGCCUCCGAAGACUGCAGUCACAGCCUGAGAUGAGAGAAUGAUUCAAAGCACAAAGUCCUCUGACCAGCCAUUCCGUCAGGUCCCGUCCGGUCCCGUCCCAUCCUGUCCGGUCCCAUCCCGUCCUGUCAUCCUAAGUGAGGUUGGAGCCACUGGCUCUGCAGCUCAGCCCUGAGCUGGACCGUGUCCAGUGUUGUCCAGUGUCUAGAGAA
Messenger RNA from Dipodomys ordii (Ord's kangaroo rat), 4270 nucleotides. It is a transcript of the gene Ppp1r26, whose product is annotated as protein phosphatase 1, regulatory subunit 26. Gene Ontology annotation, molecular function: protein phosphatase inhibitor activity. Gene Ontology annotation, biological process: negative regulation of phosphatase activity. NCBI's taxonomy places the organism in Eukaryota, Metazoa, Chordata, Mammalia, Rodentia, Heteromyidae. The transcript has a single exon. The coding region runs from base 1 to 3543 and encodes 1180 amino acids. The record is from RefSeq and is a predicted model, not a curated record.